AUGCUAACAAGGAAAUGGGUCGACGGGCCCCUGCUGCUCCUCCUCUUAGUCCUGAUCCUGCAACAAAUUAACGCAGACGUCAACCAGCUGUCCAAUAACUAUUUGCCGCCAGACAACGAUAAGCCGAGCAGUAAUCAGAUAUUGGCGGACGAGGAACCUCAGACGGAGACGAUACAGUCCAAUGAUGGUGUUUACUCUCCGAUGGCGGGUCUGGUGCUACCCCCGGGUUACGCCAUACCUCCAGGAAGUAAUCUGCCACCAGCGCCCAUGACGCCGCCCAACUUUCCGCUGCCCAUUUACCCGCCCUUUUUCGGAUUUGGCAGCGGUGGUGGUGCGCAGGGCUUUGGAUUGGGUGCGGGUCAAGUGUCGCCUGGCUAUCAAGCGCAGCUAGCCGGUGGGCCUUUCCCGGUUGGAGGUGCUCCACAAGGUGCACAGUUUCCAGUUGGACCACAGGCUGGCGGUUUUGCUAUUGGGCCGCAAGGUGGACAGUUCACGGCUGGACCCCAGGGUGCACCCUUCCCAGUUGGAUCACAAGCUGGACAAUUUCCUGGUGCUGGACAACAGAUCGGCCCAUUCCCAGGUGGACCUCAGGGCGGCCCAUUCCCAGGUGGACCUCAGAGCGGCCCAUUCCCAGCUGGACAACAGGGCGGCCCAUUACCAGGUGGACCUCAGGGCAGCCCCUUCCCAGCUGGACAACAAGGCGGUCAAUUUCCCGGCAGUCCCUUCCCAACUGGACCCCAACCUGGCUCGUUCCCAGUUGGACCCCCACCCGGCUCAUUUCCCGUUGCACCACAGGCUGGACAAUUUCCAUUCAUGCCAGACUAUUUAACCACACAGGGCUUGCCCGGGGCGGCGAUGCAACUGGCCUUCCAGCAGAAUCUCGGCGGGAUGUUUGGAAUGCCAGCUGGUUUCGGUAGCCCGCAACAGCCUACAUAUGGCUUUCAGAACCAGGUUAAUGUGGGUCAACCCUUCUCGCCCAGCUUCGGCAUACCGGGACAGCACUUUUAUCCGCAGCCAUUCGCCGACGAGCCGCAGUUGGCACCGAAUGAGAAACCAAAGAGCAGCUCGGCCAAGUCACUGGUCAAGUCAGUGGCCAAGUCAACGGCCAAGUCAGUGGCCAAGUCGCAGAUAAAGGAUACCAUCUAUUCGUCCAAUGGCGGUUACAUCAAUAAGCGUACUAAAUAA
Drosophila grimshawi is the source of this 1185-nucleotide messenger RNA. Its product is annotated as proline-rich protein HaeIII subfamily 1. NCBI's taxonomy places the organism in Eukaryota, Metazoa, Arthropoda, Insecta, Diptera, Drosophilidae. The record is from RefSeq and is a predicted model, not a curated record. The transcript has a single exon. The coding region runs from base 1 to 1185 and encodes 394 amino acids.